This is a messenger RNA of Lacerta agilis (Sand lizard), 4098 nucleotides long. It is a transcript of the gene CLEC16A, whose product is annotated as C-type lectin domain containing 16A. Bases 75 to 3257 code for a protein of 1060 amino acids. Lineage: Eukaryota; Metazoa; Chordata; Lepidosauria; Squamata; Lacertidae. Gene Ontology annotation, cellular component: endolysosome membrane; late endosome. Gene Ontology annotation, biological process: regulation of autophagosome maturation; endosomal transport; endosome to lysosome transport. The record is from RefSeq and is a predicted model, not a curated record. The transcript has 25 exons.
CGCGAGCGAGCUGAGAGAGAGUGUCCGAGCGCGGCCCUCCCCCCGCCCGUUUUUUCUCCCCGCGCCCCCUCAGGAUGUUCGGGCGGUCGCGCAGCUGGGGAGGCGGCGGGCACGGCAAGGCCUCGCGGAACAUCCACUCGCUCGACCACCUCAAGUAUAUGUAUCAUGUUCUGACCAAAAAUACCACUGUGACUGAGCACAACCGCAACCUGUUGGUGGAGACGAUUCGAUCUAUAACUGAGAUCUUAAUAUGGGGAGACCAAAAUGACAGUUCAGUGUUUGAUUUUUUCCUGGAGAAGAACGUGUUUGUGUUCUUUCUGAACAUUCUGCGCCAGAAGUCUGGCCGUUACGUGUGUGUGCAGCUCCUGCAGACCUUGAACAUCCUUUUCGAGAACAUUAGUCAUGAAACGUCUCUCUACUAUUUGCUCUCCAACAACUAUGUAAAUUCUAUCAUUGUGCACAAAUUUGACUUCUCGGAUGAAGAGAUUAUGGCAUACUACAUUUCGUUCCUGAAAACACUUUCUCUGAAACUCAACAACCACACGGUUCAUUUCUUUUACAAUGAGCACACAAAUGAUUUUGCCUUGUACACUGAAGCCAUUAAAUUCUUCAACCACCCAGAAAGCAUGGUCAGGAUUGCUGUUAGAACAAUAACUUUAAACGUCUACAAAGUGUCAUUGGACAACCAGCCUAUGCUGCACUACAUCCGAGACAAAACUGCUGUCCCUUACUUCUCCAAUCUCGUCUGGUUUAUUGGGAGCCACGUGAUUGAACUGGAUAACUGCGUGCAAACAGAUGAAGAGCACAGAAAUAGGGGGAAACUUAGUGACCUGGUAGCCGAGCACCUUGACCAUCUUCAUUACCUAAACGAUAUCCUUAUCAUUAACUGCGAAUUCUUAAAUGAGGUCCUCACAGACCACCUGCUGAAUAGCCUUUUCCUGCCUCUCUAUGUGUAUUCAUUAGUAAAUCAAGAUAAGGGUGGAGAACGUCCGAAAAUCAGCCUGCAGGUUUCUCUGUAUCUGUUAUCGCAAGUUUUCCUGAUCAUACAUCAUGCGCCUCUGGUCAAUUCCCUGGCCGAAGUUAUUCUCAACGGAGACCUGUCGGUGUUUUUUUCAAAAGUUGAGCAAGACAUCCAGAAGAGCUCAAUCAAGACUGGCAUCAGGUGCUUCAUUAAACCUACGGAGACCUUAGAGAGAUCCCUGGAAAUUAAUAAGCAUAAGGGCAAGAAGAGGCUGCAGAAGAGGCCUAAUUAUAAGAACGUUGGGGAGGAUGAAGAGGAAGAGAGGGGGCCAGAGGACGCCCAAGAAGGCACAGAGGGUCUGUCCAAAGGCAUCAAGCCCACUGGGGAGAGCGAAGAAAUUGAGAUGGUCAUCAUGGAGCGAUGCCAGUUGUCUGUCACUGAGCAAAACAUCACGGAUGAGGAAAAGAGCGCAGCCGCUUCUGAAAUGUCAAACUGGAACAGGCCUUUCCUUGAGAUGGUGUAUAAUGCCCUGGAAUGUGCCGAAUUUGAUUACUACGCCCUCUUUGUGCUGUGCCUCCUGUACGCCAUGUCUCAUAACAAAGGAAUCGAUCCAGUUACGCUGGAGAGAAUUCAGCUCUCAGCACUGGAUGCCGAGGAGAAGACCUCGUACAAUCACGUGCUCGCUGAGAGGCUCAUCAGGAUAAUGAACUAUGCCGCUCAGCCAGACGGGAAAAUUCGCUUGGCUACGUUGGAACUUGGCUGCUUACUGCUGAAGCAGCUGGUGAUGUCCAAACAUGGUAGAAUUAUAAAGGAUGUUCACCUCGCCUGUUUGGAGGGCGCGAGAGAAGAGAGCGUUCACUUGGUGCGGCGUUUUUAUAAGGGCGAAGAGAUUUUUCUGGAUAUGUUUGAAGAUGAAUACAGAAGCAUGACUCUUAAGCCCAUGAAUGUCGAGUACUUGAUGAUGGAUGCCUCCAUUCUGCUGCCGCCAACAGGAACCCCUCUCACUGGGAUUGACUUUGUGAAGAGGCUGCCCUGUGGAGAUGUGGAAAGAACGCGGAGGGCAAUCAGAGUCUUCUUCAUGAUGCGUUCCCUGUCGCUGCACCUCCAGGAUGAGCCAGAGACUCAGCUGCCGUUGACGAGGGAGGAGGACUUAAUUAAAACCGACGAUGUCCUAGACUUGAAUAACAGUGAUUUAAUUGCCUGCACUGUGAUCACAAAAGAUGGUGGUCAAGUCCAGAGGUUUCUGGCGGUGGAUAUUUACCAAAUGAGUUUGGUGGAGCCGGACGUUGCCCGCUUAGGCUGGGGAGUGGUGAAGUUUGCAGGUCUUCUCCAGGAUAUGCAGGUGACCGGUGUGGAAGACGACAGCCGUGCCCUGAAUAUCAUCAUUCACAAGCCAGCCUCCAGUCCCCAUUCCAAGCCCUUCCCCAUCCUUCAGGCCACCUUCAUCUUUUCGGAUCACAUCCGUUGCAUCAUUGCGAAGCAGCGCUUGGCAAAGGGCCGCAUCCAGGCUCGGCGUAUGAAAAUGCAAAGAAUAGCAGCUCUCCUAGACCUUCCGGUCCAACCUUCAAACGAAGUGAUGGGCUUUGGACACAGCUCAGCCUCUGCAUCUCAGCACCUGCCGUUCCGGUUUUACGACCAAGCCCGACGUGGCAGCUGCGACCCUACCGUACAACGCUCCGUGUUUGCGUCUGUCGACAAAGUCCCAGGUUUUGCCGUCGCCCAGUGCAUCAACCAGCACAACCCCUCGCCGCUUUCAUCUCCAUCCCCUUCGUCCAGCGGGAGCACCGGGCGCUGCGACUCCGCCACCAGCUCCACAUCGAUUCCUUCCAUGGUCCAGAGCCCGUCAGGCCUGGCAGGAAAGGACGGCAGCGGGUCUUCAGUCUCUCGGAGGCUGACAGUCACGGUGGACACUGGGUUUAGGCCUUCCGGCAGCAGCUGCAGCAGCAUCAAUCCUUGCAAAAUCCCUUCAGAUGACUCAGCGGCCACUGAGCAGCAUCAGGCAUCCUCCUCCGGUCACUUGCCGGCAGUGGACGACUCUUCUGCGCACAACUCAAAGCCUGGCAAGAGCCUGGCGAGGAGCACAGAAGCGGAAACGGCCAAUUUAUCUCCCAGCCUCAUCCCUGCCCCGCAGCCCACCAUCUCCCUCAUCUCAAAUGACAGCACGGACACCUUGAGCGUGGAGUCCCUGACGCUGGUCCCGCCCGUCGACACGGACAGUAUUCUCGCCGUCGGCGGCAGUCAGCCACCAGCCGCGGAGCCAGGUGUUUCCACAGAGACCGACGGACAACAAACUUAGCCAUGCGUCAAACCAUGGCUCAGAGCGUCGGGGACACGAGCAAGCAAGCAAGCAAGCAAGCAAGCACUCUCCUUGUUCCCGCAAGCAGUUGAGCCAGCGGAGGUGUCACUGGCUGCUUAGUGACGUCCUUCAACCCUUGCCCAUCUGCGUCUCUUGAUUAAAAUUCAGCGUGAGAGGCGGGCUUUGAAAAAUAAAGAUGGGAGGAACCUCAAACUUCAGUGCAGGACUGGCCUUGCACGCUGGUGUUGCGGGGGGGGGGGAGGAAGGAAUUUAAGGGAAUUGGUGACGGACGGUAUUUUGGAAGUACCUGGCUGCUUCUUCCUCUUUUCUGUUGCUUGUUUUUAAAGCCACUGUCACAGUCCCACCUGCAAAAGCCAUGACUGCAACCGAGCAAACUAAACUGUGUUGUGAUCCGAACCAGUUUUCUGUCUUUUCCACUUCGUUUGGAGGAAACGGCUGUAGACCAAGGAACUUUAGUAGGGUGUGUGUGUGUGUGUGUCCCAUUUGGGCAAAUCUUCCUUCUAGCCUGCUGAGUUCUAGUUUUCGUUUUGUUCGGAGGCAUGAGCAUUCUGUCGGGAAUCCCAGCCAAGCUGGCCGCUUGUAUUUAUAGCACUGUAAAACUUUAACAUCCAACUUGCGUGUAUUCUAUGUCUGAAAUAAUUUUAACUUGAAGUUGUACGCACAUCUGUUGGAAGGGGGUGGGGUGGUUUUGCAAGCAAACACGAGAAAUUCGGGUCUUUGGCAUAACUCUAAAGGGCUUUAUUUGGAGGAACACAUGGGGGAAUUGCGGGCAAAGUUUUGUGUAAGAGAUUUCAGAGGAAUGUAAAAUAUUUUAGCAUAC